Messenger RNA from Astyanax mexicanus (Mexican tetra), 3225 nucleotides. It is a transcript of the gene slc25a29, whose product is annotated as solute carrier family 25 member 29. NCBI's taxonomy places the organism in Eukaryota, Metazoa, Chordata, Actinopteri, Characiformes, Acestrorhamphidae. Gene Ontology annotation, cellular component: mitochondrion. Gene Ontology annotation, biological process: mitochondrial L-ornithine transmembrane transport. The transcript is spliced from 4 exons. The coding region runs from base 420 to 1343 and encodes 307 amino acids. Gene Ontology annotation, molecular function: high-affinity L-arginine transmembrane transporter activity. The record is from RefSeq and is a predicted model, not a curated record.
GCGCUGUCCGCACACACCUCCCGCUCUGACACCGGGCCUGAAACAGAAAUAGACAGGCCUGCAGGUGGUAGUGACUGAGGAGGUGUAAUUUUCCACUACGACCCGGGUAAUCGGCGGCGGUGCUGCAACAGCUCCUCUCCUGCGUUAACUCGGUGAUCGGUGUAUGUGUGUUUGUGAACCAGCGCUUAAGAUCUGCAGCAGACCUCCGCUCGCUGCGCUGAACCAACACUGGGACACUGUGAUCGUUAGCCGGUGAGCUAACGAGCCAACUAACUAAGUAACCUCCAGCCAGUCCUGCGCUCUGAGUAUACACCCUCAGGAGCUCACCGGCCCGGUUAACCGAUUAUAAAACACCCGAAAGAUCACACGAGGGGAGCCGAGGCCGCCGGCGAGGGAAGACUGUCUGCAGGAGAGGAAUAAUGGACUUCCUUGCUGGCUGCAUAGGAGGUGCUGCUGGGGUCCUAGUGGGACAUCCAUUUGACACUGUAAAGGUCAGACUCCAAGUGCAGAGUGCAGACAAGCCUCUCUACAAGGGAACCAUACACUGUUUCCAGUCUAUUAUACGUCAGGAAUCACUGCUGGGGCUUUACAAAGGCAUUGGUUCUCCUAUGAUGGGCCUCACUUUCAUCAAUGCCAUUGUCUUUGGUGUGCAAGGAAACACCAUGCGUCUGCUGGGCAAAGACACACCGCUGAACCAGUUCCUGGCAGGAGCAGCUGCUGGGUCUAUCCAAAGCGUCAUUUGCUGUCCCAUGGAGCUGGCCAAGACACGCAUGCAGAUGCAAGGUACUGGUGAGAAGAAGUCAUCGACUCGCAAGGUCUACAAAAACUCCCUGGAUUGCCUGGCUCGCAUAUACCAGCGCGAGGGUCUGAGAGGCAUCAACAGGGGCAUGGUCACCACCCUCAUCCGUGAGACCCCAGGCUUUGGAGUGUACUUUCUCGCUUAUGAUGUGCUCACACGCUCACUAGGCUGCGAGCCAGAGGACCCCUACAUGAUCCCUAAACUACUGUUUGCUGGCGGCAUGUCGGGCAUCGCUUCGUGGCUUUCCACAUACCCUGUUGACGUGAUUAAGUCUCGACUGCAGGCAGAUGGGGUUGGGGGCAAGUACCAGUACAGCAGUAUUAUGGAUUGCACACGGAAGAGCAUAGAGCGGGAGGGCUUGCGAGUGUUCACGCGUGGCCUGACAUCCACUCUGCUCCGAGCAUUCCCUGUGAACGCAGCCACUUUUGCUACCGUUACACUGUUUCUCAUGUAUGUACGUCAAGAUGAGGAGCCUAAAGACUGUGAACCUGCUCCUCAACACCAUACUGCGUUACAGCAGCAAGCACAGCCGUCCAGCCUGUGACGUGGUUGUGACCGUCAGCGAGACUGGUGUGAAUAUUGAUUCUUGGGAGGCAUUGUGGCAUCUGUUACUAAGAAGUUUCAAGUUUAAACAGUUAUAAACUUCUGCCCUCUGUUAAAGAAAUGACAUAUCCAGUCUGUAAACCUAUGUAUGUGUGUAUGCUUGUGCAGUGUAAAACUGCAUUUGUACAUAUUUUAUUGUAUGAUGUAAAUGGGAGAAAAAAAAGGUUUUAAGCAAAAAUAUUUGCUCAUUUUGAUUGUAUGUACAUAUUAAUUUUCCCUGCCUUACAAGAACACCAGUUAAAUUAAAAGAAAGUACGUUGGUGGGAAUCUAAUUUUAAUACCACUGUCUGCAAGAGUCAGUUCUGCCUCUGCCCUUUUUUCACAGCAGAAAAAGUACAUGUGCUGCUGCUAUUGAUAUUGGUAUUGCACACUGCAGCUAAGAGGCAUGAAUUACUGUAGCAUUGGAUGUAACCAAAUAACUUCAUCUCAUCUUGUUACUGGAUGCAUUGCUGGAAAGGUAAUAAAUAACACACUACCUCGUCAUAUACAGUGGUUCAUAAUCCAGAUUUCAAAAAUGCACUAUUGGUUGCUUCCUUGUAAAAUGAAAUGGAAUUGCGCGUGUGUAUAUAUAAAUAAGAAAACUACACCUUUCCUUCCUGUUGUGUAAAAUGUUUUACAGAUAUUCUAUCUGUAUAAAAGCACAGAUCAGAAGAAAAUAUGUUUAAUUAUAUUUUAAAGACGUCCAAGCUGGCCUCCAAAUUUUGUGUUGCUCAGUUUCAACAAAAGUAUUAAAAAUACUGAAAGAAAACUGACCGUGAACCAAGUUCUGUCAUUUAAUGCACGUGAAUGAGUAAAGGGUUUGUAAAGCUUAAGAACCCUUAUCUUAUCCUGGCAGUAGUUGCACAGACUAUCUUUUACUAUUCAAAAUGAAUGCAUUUUUGUAUAGUCUGCAUUAUUUAAACUUGAGACUUGUGAUCUCUUUAGAUAACCAUGGUCACUGUGGUAUCGGCACAUUCACUUUGAAUCAGUACGAAAUUAAGAUGACCUAUGUGUUACAGGCAGAAAUGUACCAGUCAAGUACUUAAUCCCAGCCAUGAUGUAUAACAUACAUUGUUUUUCAUACUUUAUCUGUGAAUAAUAAAGAUAACUCAUUGUGUUUAGAAGAAGGGAAGUUAUAUGUUUGUCUGAAGAUUGUUUAAGAAGGGAUUAGAGUGUGGGAAGAAAUGUAAAUGGAUUUGGACUUUUUGUGGAAAAGUAUUAACAGAAAUGGAAUCCCAUGACAAUCAUGGCUGCUAGUAGAAACUGCAUUAUAGUGGGUAAUUAGACACCUUAUAAUGCACUUUGAGAAGGUCAAAGUCUGCUGUAUGUAAACCUCUGAUGAGGUGAUUACUUGUAUCCUGUACAUCACGUACAUAUUAUGUAUUCCAUUAAAACACAAGCUUUAGAGAGUUUUUCUUGGUACCUGGUUAGGGUUCUGAAAUGAAUGUUAAGUAAACAGCUCUUUAGAUGUAGCUUUAGGGUUGUUUUUUAUAUGAGGUAGUUCUUUUCCUGCUGUAAAAGAAAUGUUAACUGUACUAGAAUGCCUCUUAUUUUUAUAAUAAAAAGAUGGCUUACAGCAUUGACUAUUGUUUUUUUUUUGUAAAGUGUAGUUGAACUAAGUAAUGUAUGGUGCAUCUAAAAUCAAAUACAAUGUGAAAAUAAAGAGAAAUGACAACUAUUUUAGUGCAAACUCUUAGAUGCUCUGCCUUGUACAUGUGUUCAUUAUGCUGUUUAUUUCCUUCAUUAGGCAAAGUGUUUAUUUUUAUUGUUUAAUAUUCAAUUACUAUUAACAGUAGUCAUAGAGAGGAAGUUGAAUCCAGACUUUGGUAAAGUUUAGAUAAAUC